GCGGGAAGUGGAGGAGCGGGAGGCGGGGACCCACCUGGAAGCGCCGCGGCGCCGCUGUGGCGCUUCCUGCGGCGGAGGGCGCUGGAGCCAGUGCGGCGGCCGACGGCGGCCACGCGGGCGGCGCCUCCCGGAGCGGCCCGCCCCACGCGAGAGAUAACAAGUUGUGCUAGUACAUCUGUAUAAAUAAUUCCUGAAGUCUCAGUGUGACAUGGACAGUAACAGUGAUGACAGAUAAAUACAGAUGCUUGGGAGUGAAGUCCUAGUCCAACACUUCAACAGAGAGUCGUUUAAGAGGUUCUAGUAUUCUCCGAGGCUGAAGCUGAGAGUCUGAAAGCCUGAAGCUGAAACUCAAUUGUAGAUCAUAGCUCCAUCUCCUUCAGAAUAUAAAGAAAAGAAAUAAUAUUUCCACAAUGAUAGAUCUUUGGUUGUACAGGUUUCCCAAUGAGUGGAUCAUGAUGACCGUAUGGUAGGGACUUGCCAUAGUAUGGCUGCUUCCCGAUCUACUCGUGUUACAAGAUCAACAGUGGGGUUAAACGGCUUGGAUGAAUCUUUUUGUGGUAGAACUUUAAGGAAUCGUAGCAUUGCUCACCCAGAAGAAAUCUCUUCUCAUUCUCAAGUACGAUCAAGAUCACCAAAGAAGAGAGCAGAGCCUGUGCCAACUCAGAAAGGAACCAAUAAUGGAAGAACCUCUGAUGUGAGACAGCAGAGCGCUCGAGACUCAUGGGUGAGCCCUAGGAAAAGAAGACUUUCUUCUUCGGAAAAGGAUGACCUGGAAAGGCAGGCCCUAGAGAGUUGUGAGAGGAGGCAGGCAGAGCCAGCACCACCAGUCUUUAAGAACAUUAAACGCUGUCUUAGAGCUGAAGCCACAAAUAGUUCAGAAGAAGAUUCGCCUGUAAAACCAGACAAGGAGCCAGGAGAACACAGGAGGAUAGUAGUGGACCAUGAUGCAGACUUUCAAGGGGCUAAACGAGCUUGUCGAUGUCUUAUAUUGGAUGAUUGUGAGAAAAGGGAAGUUAAAAAGGUGAAUGUCAGUGAGGAAGGGCCACUUAAUGCUGCAGUAGUAGAAGAAAUCACAGGCUAUUUGACUGUCAAUGGUGUUGAUGACAGUGACUCAGCUGUUAUAAACUGUGAUGACUGUCAGCCUGACGGGAACACUAAACAAAAUAACCCUGGUUCCUGUGUGCUGCAGGAAGAAUCAGUAGCUGGAGAUGGGGAUUCGGAAACCCAGACCUCAGUGUUCUGUGGUAGUAGGAAGGAGGACAGUUGUAUAGACCAUUUCGUGCCUUGCACAAAGUCUGAUGUGCAGGUCAAGUUGGAGGACCACAAACUAGUAACUGCCUGCCUACCUGUGGAACGACGAAAUCAGCUGACUGCCGAGUCAGCUUCAGGCCCUGUUUCUGAAAUUCAGUCAUCCUUAAGAGAUUCUGAGGAAGAAGUAGAUGUGGUGGGAGAUAGCAGUGCCUCCAAAGAGCAGUGUAAUGAGAACAGCAGUAACCCCCUGGACACGGGUUCUGAACGCAUGCCAGUCUCUGGAGAGCCAGAGCUGUCCUCUAUCCUAGACUGUGUUUCAGCUCAGAUGACAUCUUUAUCAGAACCUCAGGAACAUCGGUACACCCUGAGAACUUCACCUCGGAGGGCGGCCCUGGCCAGAAGUAGUCCUACUAAAACCACAUCUCCUUACAGAGAAAAUGGACAGUUGGAGGAGACUAAUCUCAGUCCCCAGGAAACAAACACGACCGUUAGUGAUCAUGUGAGUGAGUCUCCCACAGAUCCUGCCGAAGUUCCUCAAGAUGGAAAGGUUCUAUGUUGUGACUCUGAAAACUAUGGAAGUGAAGGACUAAGUAAGCCACCCUCAGAGGCCAGAGUGAAUAUUGGACAUUUGCCAUCUGCCAAAGAGAGUGCCAGUCAGCACACUGCCGAGGAGGAAGAUGAUGACCCUGAUGUUUAUUACUUUGAAUCAGAUCAUGUGGCACUGAAACACAACAAAGAUUAUCAGAGACUGCUACAGACCAUUGCUGUACUUGAGGCUCAGCGUUCCCAAGCAGUGCAAGACCUGGAAAGUUUAGGCAAACACCAGAGAGAAGCACUAAAAAAUCCUAUUGGAUUUGUGGAGAAACUUCAGAAGAAGGCUGACAUAGGGCUUCCAUACCCACAGAGAGUUGUUCAGUUACCUGAGAUCAUGUGGGACCAGUACACCAAUAGCCUUGGGAACUUUGAAAGAGAAUUUAAACACCGCAAAAGACAUACUAGGAGAGUUAAGUUAGUUUUUGAUAAAGGGUUGCCCGCUAGACCAAAAAGUCCUUUAGAUCCUAAGAAGGAUGGAGAAUCCCUUUCGUACUCCAUGUUGCCUUUGAGUGAUGGUCCAGAAGGCUCCCAUAACCGUCCUCAGAUGAUAAGAGGUCGCCUGUGUGACGACAGCAAGCCCGAGACCUUCAACCAGCUGUGGACUGUUGAAGAACAGAAAAAACUCGAACAGCUACUCCUGAAAUACCCUCCCGAAGAAGUAGAAUCUCGGCGGUGGCAGAAGAUUGCUGAUGAACUGGGCAACCGGACAGCCAAACAGGUCGCCAGUCGUGUACAGAAGUACUUCAUAAAGCUAACGAAAGCCGGCAUACCAGUUCCAGGCAGAACACCUAACUUAUAUAUAUACUCCAGAAAGUCCUCAACAAGCAGGCGACAGCACCCCCUUAAUAAGCACCUCUUUAAACCUUCCACUUUCAUGACUUCACAUGAGCCACCGGUGUACAUGGAUGAAGAUGAUGACCGGUCCUGUCUCCAUAGCCACAUGAGCACUGCUGCUGAGGAGGCCUCAGAUGAAGAAAGCAUUCCUAUCAUAUAUAGGAGUUUACCUGAAUAUAAAGAACUAUUACAGUUUAAAAAGUUAAAAAAGCAGAAACUUCAACAAAUGCAAGCAGAAAGUGGGUUUGUGCAGCACGUAGGCUUUAAGUGUGAUAACUGUGGUGUGGAACCUAUCCAAGGAGUCCGGUGGCACUGCCAGGACUGCCCUCCAGAAAUGUCUUUGGAUUUCUGUGACUCUUGUUCAGACUGCCCACAUGAAACAGAUAUUCACAAGGAAGACCACCAGUUAGAACCUGUUUAUAAGUCAGAGACGUUCUUAGACAGAGAUUACUGUGUGUCCCAGGGCACCAGUUAUAGUUAUCUGGACCCCAACUACUUCCCAGCCAACAGAUGACAUGGGAGAGUGUCGUCCGCACUAGUCCUCGUCAACACGCAGCAGUGGCAUCAUGGUUAAUGGUGUGCACGGUUUGGACACUCACAGCAUGAGAGCUCCCCGAGUGUUCUCGUCCAGUACAGCUCUGCACUGUGUGGCUGUAGAUCAGCAGCUGAACAUUCCUGGUGAGCCGAGAGGUUCCCUGGUGAGAUUUUCACCACUAACCUAAAGCCUUGUAGGUGGUGGUGUUAAAUGGGUGAGGUGGAAACAAGAGCACGUAUUAAUGCCAGAGUCAAUUCCAAAGGUUUAAAAGACCUCGGUCAUAAAUAUGAUAAUGAAAGACAAAGUAUUUAUAUUAAAUCAGUUUAGUAGCUUUCAGUUUUGUGAAGAUAGUUUUCAGCGCAGAAACAGACUUAUAGAUGAAGUUUUAACCAGUGAUGGUGUUUGCUUCUAGGAUGUGUACUCUAAAAGAACUCACUGUCUGGUGGUCACUGAUGGCCUGUAGUAGACUGGAGCUGCUUAACGGUUUGAUACCUAACUUCUAAUCACGAUGACCUGUCCUUACCAAGAGCAAAGCAAGACAUAGCUGUGGCUUUGCUUCUGUAACCAGCUCAUGGGGUGUGAAUGUCAUGAAGUUGUCUCGCUGAUAUAUUUUUAAUGUCAUGUUAUAUGAGAUGAUCAUGUGAUGUGUACAGACUAUGUUGAGAAGUGCCAGUGGUAGUAACUGUAAAGUCUGACUCACACCAUUAAUCCCUCUAAAGUACACAGCCUUCUGCCUCUGUGUGGAGUUGUCAGUACAGCUCGUCAAAGAAAACUGCCUAAUAUAAAAAUCAUAUAUAUGGUGAUAAUUUUCCCUCUUUUGUAGUCUGCACAAGAUCCAUAAAAGAUUGUAUUUUUAUUACUAUUUAACGAGUGAUUAAAUGUAGUCUGCACAGUGAGCAAGAGUUCACAAUUCUUUUUAUACUGCUGGAUUUUGUUGUGCAUCAUUUAAAACAUUUUGUAUGUUUCUUAUCUGUGUAUACAGUAUGUUCUUGAAUAAUGUUCAUUUGUCGGGAGAACUGUGAGAAAUAAACGAUGUGGAUAUGUUUGUUUAUAUCAUAGAAAGCUUGUUGUGGAUUCCUUUGGGUCAAAUUUUGAUUUUUUUUCAACAAGUGAUAAAAGUAGAAUUUAUUAUUUAAAAGUCUGUUUUUCAUCUGUAUUUGCUUUCUGUUCUUUAUAAAGGGUGAAGAUGUAUUGUGUUAGUGUUCUCAUGUAGCGUGCUGAAACACUGCACAGUAAGGGUGCUGACUAAUGUCCAGAUGUGGAACCUAAAUAGAAGUCAAAAUAUUAUUCUAGUACUUUUUCUUAAUAAAAUUAAGUACCUAUGUGUUGAAACAGGUGGUUUCCAAAAGUUAUCAAAAAAAAAAGAUAGUAUAUAUCCUAUGGUAGAUUGAGUAUUAAUACUAGUCUAGCUUUUAAAAUUGUUUUUUUUUUUCCUGUUUUUAAAUUCAGGGAACAUUAUUUACUAAUUUUUUUCAAUACUCAGCAAGGUAUUAAAAUCUACCCUGAAUUUUUUUAAUUAAGAAAAAUACAGAAUUUUAAAUAUAGAAAAGAGAAAUUUAAAUAAUAUAUUGAUUAUGUAUCACUGGUCAUAUUGAUACAGUCUAUUGUACUCAGAAAAGUUGACAGGUUUUUAUCUCUGAGCUAUUAGUGAAGGAGAGGCAGUUGAACGAUGUGUCUCUACACUAAAUCCUCAGUGCACAUGCCGAAGGGCUUCCGUCCAUCUGCAAUAUGCAGGACAGUUGCCCCUGUCUGUAUAGAAAUAGUACCAGAUAGUUGUUCAGAUCCAUCCAGAAGUCCCAUAGAGGUGAAGUACAAUGUGGAAGGGUAUGAGCGGUACGGUUGUAACGUCAUCAGGAGCGAACAAGCCUACUUGAAUGCAUUUUAAAGCUGAGAUAGUAAUGUGGAUUUUUCCUGUUUGAAGAGAAAAUGUCUUUAUUUGGAUUUUUCAGCUCUAAGCACACUGUCCCCAUGGCUUGCUGGGAAUGAUUCCUGGUGUUGUAUUUGAGGGUUGCACAAGUAGGCAGGUUGUUCUUUGCAAGAAGACUCUCACUGUCUCUUCCAAGGCUGCUGACAGUGGGACUUGAGAAGCUGUGUCUUCAGAUCUCUUAGUAGCACAGAUUUGUGGUAUGUGAUGCUCAAGCUGUUUGCUAUAAUUGGAGGAACAUUUAAUAACGGCGGAAGUGAUUGCUCUGAGGUUAGGGAGAGGAGUUUCCUUUAACGUGAGGCACCAAUAGUAAUUAAUUGCUGAUUUAGCACCUACUGUGCACAAAGCAAGCAUGUGGCAACUCAUUGGAUUCUCAACCAACGAAGCAGGUUCAUUUAUUACCCUGUUUUCAUGGGAGAUCUAUCCAGAAAGAAAUUAAAUGACUCACUCAGGGUCAUAUUGGUAGAGAGGUGAUAAGACUUUAACCAAGAUGGAUCAUUUUGUCACACUUGGUUUCCCAAGCGUUUUCCAUGCCUUUGUUCUCAUGCAAUGCUAGAGUACAAACCUGAGCCAUGUCCAUGUUUGUAAUACAAGAGAGAGGCUCGUAUGUGGCUGGAAAGUGCCAGUGUAUCCCACCAUUGUGACUCCUGCGAGCACACAUGGAGAACCUCUCCAUGGCCUCUCGGUAACCUGAUCCCAUGGAAGUCCUUGACUUCCCCCCCUCCCCCCCAGUUCCAUUAAAUCACAGAGCACAGCUACUGAGAUGGUAGGAAGGGAUUUUAAAGGGUGACAGAAAAUGGCACACCACUGUAAUAGGUAAUUUCCCUUAAACAGCUCUGUGAGAUAUGCUGUAUAAGCUUUCUUACUCUGGAUAGCCAGGGUUAAAACCCACUAGUCUUUGUGCACUGGAGGAAACCGGUAGUUUCCAGUGCAUUGUCCUCUUUACCUCUAGAGUCAAAGAGGAAAGGUUACUGCCCAGCUUCAAGGGUUUAUGUGUCUGUUAAAUGGAUUGAUUUCUGAGAAUUGUGUCGUGUUUUGCCUCAUGAGAACAGUUCACGUCUGUGUCUCUAUUCUCUGACUUUUUUUAACGAAUUCUCUAUAUUUGUUGGUUAUGUGACCCAGUAUUCUGGUAAGUUACACUCUUUCUUGUUUAGAGAGGACUGGGGUCCAGUAGGUCACUAGGUGCUAGUGACUCUACAGGUGGUCCUGUGACAUGCCCUGGAGGACAGCCUUUGCACCCAGCUUUACAUGUAGGGUGUGAUUAGCCAAUCAGAUCAUGUAUUGUGGGUAUGACUCUGUCAUGCUUGCUGUGACAUUUUGGGUCUUAUUUCCAGUUGGGGAAGUUAAGUCCCCUUGAUUGAGUUCCAGGAACUAGUUACUGACCUGAAGCCUUCCCAAUCGUAUCUGUGACGAAAGCGAAGGCACUGAGAAUGAAAACAGAAGUGACAGAUGUGAGGACUCCAGUAAGACGAAAGCCAGGCUUUGUGGAGCUUGGAAACAACCGUGUGCAAAUAAACCAUGUGAAAGAAAAUGCUAUUUGAAGAAAAGUAGUGCCGUGGAGCUCUGUUGCUUUAGAUUGAAUGGCUAAGCAACCGUCACUGGCAGUUGUGGGAGGUAGCAGUGUGGGUCAGCUUUCGAGAGGACUCAAGAGCUCUGACGCCAUUGGUAAGGACCUGGAGCCAGGGACCACCUAGGUUUCCCUGGGCAGCUUUGAAGACAGGCAGUGUGUGUGUGUGUGUGUGUGUGUGUGUGUGUGUGUGUGUCAUGCAUCAACUAGGGGGCGGGACGAGGCAGCACAGCCUUGAAUGCAGGAGUUUACACUUGUGUUCUGAGGUUGUCUGCACACAUAACCUUUUGCUAGGCAGAAACCGCUACAGUCCAUUCAUAUUUUAAAGUGUAACUUUAUGAUGUCACUUGGAGCCAUUCAUGUGGGCGUUGUGUGUCUUAGCUGUUCUGUAGAAAACUGACUUGCAUUCCCGGGUACUGAUUCCUGCUGAAGUUUUCCAGGCUGCUUGCCUGCAUGUCUGCUGCCUCGUCCAGAGCUGUGGGUGCAGAGCUGCCAGUGUGUGCUGUGUGUUGGGUUGUCAUCCUCUAGUACCACUUUCCAUUCUUGCUCUAAUGUCCGUGCUCCCUGUCGGUUACCUUUGGGGCAGUGUACGCAUUUCACAGCCAUGUGAGUGGGGGCGUGAUGUGCCCUUUCUGGUAACAGAGGCCUAAUUGUAACCAAAGAACUUAAUUUCUUGUCUAGCACACACUAACAUUUCUGUUUAGGAAACAGUGGGAGGGAAAAAGAAAUAUGAAAAUGACCAUGUAUCAUGAAUACAUUAACAACUUCUCUGUAAUAGCUCAAAUCUGGUCUGUGGCCAAAUCAUAUAAGUGGAUCAUAAUUUUAACCUAUAUACUGUGUUUGUUUCUGUUUGGAAUGAAAGCUUUCAUAUGCUUUCCAGAAUGAUGUGAGUUACAAAUAAAUAGAGAAAGAAUCA
Molecule: messenger RNA, 7621 nt
Organism: Mus musculus (house mouse)
Lineage: Eukaryota; Metazoa; Chordata; Mammalia; Rodentia; Muridae
Gene: Zzz3
Product: zinc finger, ZZ domain containing 3
Exons: 14
Coding region: 464-3193 (909 amino acids)
Biological process (GO): regulation of cell division; regulation of cell cycle
Cellular component (GO): ATAC complex; nucleus
Molecular function (GO): zinc ion binding
Source: RefSeq, a predicted model, not a curated record